This is a messenger RNA of Tinamus guttatus (white-throated tinamou), 1332 nucleotides long. NCBI's taxonomy places the organism in Eukaryota, Metazoa, Chordata, Aves, Tinamiformes, Tinamidae. The record is from RefSeq and is a predicted model, not a curated record.
AUGCAGGAACCAGCACCAACCAUGGGAAUGCCCGUUUAUUAUUACAAGAGAAAACAAAAGUGGACCCAGUCUAGACCUUUUCUUUGCACAUGCAUGUUUCCAAAGCAGCCGCCGGGCCCGGCUUUUCGGUUCGUUUUGGGAGGAAAACGGCGUUUGCUGGUGUUGGAGGUGCCGGCUCCGCGUGACCGUGGCUGUGCUCUGCCCGCAGCCCUGCACGUGUCCCUCGUGUUCGCGCCGGAGCGUGGCCUGCUCGCCUUCAUCCACAGGGCCCUCGGCGUCGAGGAGUUAAGAGACUGCAGAGAAGAAGCGCUCAAGUUUCUAUGUCUCUUUCUGGAAAAGAUUGGGGAGAAGGUUCAUCCUUACGCCUGCAGCGUCAAGCAAAUUUGUAUUAUUGUUUAUACAAAAGAGAGGACAGCAAAGUGUAAAAUUUCAGCUGUGGAACUUCUGAUGAAGUUGCUCCAAAAUUUACGAGGUUCCUACCUAAUGGAAGAAAUGAAGGUUGGAGAGAUCUUUAAUAAAUUUUAUGGAGAGCUCGCUAUAAGAAGUAAAAUUUCUGAUACAGUUUUGGAGAAGAUAUAUGAGCUUUUGGGAGUUUUGGGAGAGGUCCAGCCUAGUGACAUGAUUAACAACUCUGAAAAGCUAUUCCGAGCUUAUUUGGGAGAACUUAAAACACAGAUGACAUCAGCUACAAGGAAAGCCAAAUUAACUAUUGUAGCAGGCUGCCUGAGGGGACUGACUGCGCUCAUGUACAACUUCACCAAAUCAGACAAUGAAGAUGCUCAGACGUCGAAGGAGAUUUUUGAUUUUGCAAUGAAAGCAAUCAUGCCGCAGGUGGAUCAGAAGCGAUACGCAGUGCAGCUAGCUGGUCUACAGUUGUUCAGCCGGCAUGCUGCUCAGUUCGGUACCUUCCUCCUGGACAACUAUGUCUCACUCUUUAAAACAAUAUGUAAAUGGUGUGGCCAUACAAAUCAGGAGCUGAAGAAAGCGGGUCAUUCUGCCUUAGAUUCAUUUCUUAAGCAGAUUUCUUUAAUGGUAGCUAAGGAUGCUCAGCUGCAUGAGAGCAAAUUGCAGUUCUUCAUGGAGCAGUUCUAUGAAAUCAUCAGAAGAAUGGAAUCGAGCAACAAGGAGUUGUCCAUUGCCAUUCGUGGAUAUGGGCUUUUUGCAGCACCCUGCAAAGCUAUACGUUCUAAGGACGUUGACUACAUGUAUGUUGAGCUGCUUCAGCGCUGCAAGCAAAUGUACCUCACAGAGGCAGAGACAGUAGAUGACCAUAUAUAUCAGCUACCAAGUUUUCUCCAGUCCAUUGCAAGUGUGGUAGUCCAUGUAGACACA